This is a messenger RNA of Sorex araneus (European shrew), 3587 nucleotides long. It is a transcript of the gene KAT7, whose product is annotated as lysine acetyltransferase 7. Gene Ontology annotation, cellular component: nucleus. The coding region runs from base 167 to 2002 and encodes 611 amino acids. Gene Ontology annotation, molecular function: zinc ion binding; histone acetyltransferase activity. NCBI's taxonomy places the organism in Eukaryota, Metazoa, Chordata, Mammalia, Eulipotyphla, Soricidae. Gene Ontology annotation, biological process: regulation of DNA-templated transcription. The record is from RefSeq and is a predicted model, not a curated record. The transcript has 15 exons.
GCCCGCGGCGCCUGCGCAGAAGGCUCUAAGCGCUGGGAAGCAGGAGGCACUUGCAAUCGUCCGCAGGAUUGGGACUGCUACGGAGGCCGCCACGGAGCCCGCCGGAGCCACCGUUCCUACUGCCGCCGCUGCCCGAAUCGGAACCAUCGGGCCGCAGCAGCCGGCAAUGCCGCGAAGGAAGAGGAAUGCAGGCAGUAGUUCAGAUGGAACGGAAGAUUCCGAUUUUUCUACAGAUCUUGAGCACACAGACAGUUCAGAAAGUGAUGGCACAUCCCGGAGAUCUGCCCGAGUCACCCGAUCCUCAGCCCGACUGAGCCAGAGUUCCCAAGAUUCCAGCCCUGUUCGAAAUUUGCAGUCCUUUGGCACUGAGGAGCCCGCCUACUCUACCAGGAGAGUGACCCGUAGUCAGCAGCAGCCCACCCCCGUGACUCCGAAAAAAUACCCCCUUCGGCAGACUCGUUCAUCGGGCUCAGAAAAUGAGCAGGUCGUCGACUUUUCAGAUAGAGAAACUAAAAAUACAGCUGAUCAUGAUGAGUCUCCACCUCGAACUCCAACUGGAAAUGCACCUUCUUCUGAGUCUGACAUAGAUAUCUCCAGCCCCAAUGUCUCUCACGAUGAGAGCAUUGCCAAGGACAUGUCCCUGAAGGACUCAGGCAGUGACCUCUCCCAUCGUCCCAAGCGCCGUCGCUUCCAUGAAAGCUACAAUUUCAAUAUGAAGUGCCCUACUCCAGGCUGUAACUCUCUAGGACACCUCACAGGAAAACACGAGAGACACUUUUCCAUCUCAGGAUGCCCACUCUACCAUAACCUCUCAGCUGACGAGUGCAAGGUGAGAGCACAGAGCCGGGAUAAGCAGAUAGAAGAAAGGAUGCUGUCCCACAGGCAAGAUGACAACAACAGGCAUGCCACCAGGCACCAGGCACCAUCAGAGAGGCAGUUGCGAUAUAAGGAGAAGGUGGCUGAACUCAGGAAGAAGAGGAAUUCCGGACUGAGCAAAGAGCAGAAGGACAAAUACAUGGAACACAGGCAGACCUAUGGGAACACUCGGGAACCGCUCUUGGAAAACUUGACGAGCGAGUAUGACUUGGAUCUUUUCCGAAGAGCACAAGCCCGGGCUUCAGAGGAUUUGGAGAAGUUAAGGCUUCAAGGUCAAAUAACGGAGGGGAGCAACAUGAUCAAAACCAUUGCAUUUGGGCGCUAUGAGCUCGAUACCUGGUACCAUUCUCCCUAUCCUGAGGAGUACGCACGACUAGGUCGUCUCUACAUGUGUGAAUUCUGUCUGAAAUACAUGAAGAGCCAGACAAUACUCCGCCGACACAUGGCAAAGUGCGUGUGGAAGCACCCGCCUGGAGACGAGAUCUAUCGCAAAGGCUCAAUCUCCGUGUUUGAGGUGGAUGGCAAGAAAAACAAGAUCUACUGCCAAAACCUGUGCCUGUUGGCCAAGCUUUUUCUGGACCAUAAGACAUUAUAUUAUGAUGUGGAGCCUUUCCUGUUCUAUGUCAUGACAGAAGCGGACAACACUGGCUGUCACCUGAUUGGGUAUUUUUCCAAGGAAAAGAAUUCAUUCCUCAACUACAAUGUCUCCUGUAUCCUUACCAUGCCACAGUACAUGAGACAGGGCUAUGGCAAGAUGCUGAUUGAUUUCAGCUAUUUGCUUUCCAAAGUGGAAGAGAAAGUUGGUUCUCCAGAACGUCCACUCUCGGAUCUGGGGCUCAUAAGCUACCGCAGUUACUGGAAGGAAGUUCUUCUCCGUUACCUGCAUAAUUUCCAAGGCAAAGAAAUUUCUAUUAAAGAAAUUAGCCAGGAGACAGCUGUGAAUCCUGUGGACAUUGUUAGCACUCUGCAAGCCCUUCAGAUGCUCAAGUAUUGGAAAGGAAAACACCUAGUUUUAAAGAGACAGGACCUGAUAGAUGAGUGGAUAGCCAAAGAGGCCAAGAGAUCCAACUCCAAUAAAACCAUGGAUCCCAGCUGUUUAAAAUGGACCCCUCCGAAGGGCACUUAAAGUGACUCGGUACUCUGAGCCAGCGAACCCCAGCAGUAGGAAUCUGUACCCUAGGGAUCUGUCUGUCAUUUCUGUUGCUCUCGUGAUUGGCAAGUACAGUAUCCUCUGGGAAGGCCCCCCCCCACCCCUCAGGACUGUCCUUGCUCCGACCUCCGUGCACACUGCAGACGCUGGUUCUGAGGAACUGCUGUUUCGGCCUCAGUGAGGUUGCCCCGACGGGAUCUCUGUUAGACUUGCGUGCAGGUCCCGCGUAGCACUGACCCAAGGUGUUCUGUUUUGGUACUGUACCUGUCCAGUCACUGGUUCUCUCCUCAUGUUCUUUAGCCCCAUGAGGUUGUAUUGUGUCUUUUAAACUUGGUAAUAGUGCUUCUUGCUGCCUGGUCUCACCAGACCUCCCAGUUACGGUUACCAGGAUCUUCCUAGUUAUUCCUUACACCUGUGUUUCGGAGGGGCAGGAAGCCGAGUGUAUGUACUGAGAGGCUCCGUACCCUUGGGAUUUCAUCUCACUUGGAGUUUUUUUCCCCCCAUUUUUGUUAAAAGACCUGCUUUGAUUGAUAUCAGGCUGACCAGAGCCAAAUAUUUUUGAAGAUUCUUGCAGAGAUGAGUUGGGUAACAGCACAUAAUCUGAAGGGGAUGAAGAGAGGAAUUCAUUGGUGUUGAUUCUGUAUUUGGAUUUGAGUUCAUCUGUGGGCAGUGGGCAGUGCCUUGGUAGAAGCAAUUGAAUACUUUUUGCCUCGCCAGAAAGUAUCCAGUGGUAAAUGUUUUUUCUUUACUCCCUGCCCCUUUUUACAUUUGCAGGUGCCAAAAUAAAUUCCGCCUCUCCCUUUCAUGCUGCAUGUUAACUGAUUAAUUAUACCACAAAACUUUGUCACCUGUAUCAGUCUGACAUUGCACACCGUCCUUCCACAUAAAUUGCAUUGAUUUUUUUUUUUUUUGUCUGAACAUCCUUGGAGACGUAAAACAAGAUUGAAAAUGACAUCCGUAUCCCAGCCCAUGACUCAGCAAAGCAGAACGGCCUCCCUGCCAAGGUUCGCUUCCCUGUGAAACCGUGCCCCGUCCCCGCUGGUCACGGACAAAAUGCUUAUGUCCUUCCACCAGCUCCGCCUUCGUUUCCGCUCUGGGUUUUGCCACACCAUCCUCCUCUUCUCUGGUCUCCUCUAUUUUGGGUGGUGUUCAUGUGAAGGAAAAAGUCCUCCCUCUAAUUUCUCUCCAGCCCUUUAUAACCUGCUAUCUUGGGGCAGCUUUUGAUGUUGGACAUGUCACCCUUCGCAGCCUGGUCUCCUCCAGCACUGCUGUCUUCGCGUGGAGCCCUCGCCACAGCCCCAGCUCUGGUCGUUUGUGCCUUCCUCUGUCAUCUCUGUACACUACUUAGACUCACUGUGGGUGGGGGAGCUCAUUUUAAGCAUGUUCAGUGACAGCUCCCUGCCCAUCUCAGUGUCACUGUUAAACUGUAUCCAAAAGCAAUUUCCUGGUGGGGGGCGGGGGGUUUCUUAAGGGCUCCAGGCCUUUGACAGAAGCUAGUCCUCCACAUGUGCUGGAAUGUGCUGUUCUAUAUUACUCUUCAAUAAAGCAUGUUCUCUGCUCA